Messenger RNA from Diatraea saccharalis (sugarcane borer), 3481 nucleotides. The record is from the annotation of a GenBank genome assembly. Lineage: Eukaryota; Metazoa; Arthropoda; Insecta; Lepidoptera; Crambidae.
CCCGAGAUGCCGACGAUAUGUACGGUGGUAAAACUCCAGGAUACUCUCCUGAAAUGUUUCUCGCUGUACAACAUGCAGUAUCAAAGGAGAUAAUAAAACAAAAAUCUGGCCAAUCUCUGAACACAAAAGUGUACCUACAACGUCUGCCACAAAUAGCGUACAGAGAUGAUGACUUGUUGAUCGCACUUGAGAGAUUCAUCUCUAUGAUUAUAAUGCUUUGUUUUGCGUACACUUUCGUGAAUACCGUCAGAGUAGUUACUGCUGAAAAGGAACUACAAUUAAAGGAGACGAUGACUAUUAUGGGUUUACCUUCCUGGCUGCAUUGGAUGGCAUGGUUUAUCAAGCAAUUUUCAUUCCUCUUCAUAUCUGUUAUUCUAAUGGUCAUAUUAUUUAAGGUUCCUUUUAACUCGACGGCAGCAGGCGAUAGGUACUCGGUGCUCACGUUUACACCGUGGUCGGUGCUUUUAUUCUUUAUGGUGCUAUUUGUGAUCGCUUCACUUGCCUUCUGCUUCAUGGUCAGCGUAUUUUUUACCAGAGCAAAUACGGCAGCAUCGUUUAUGGGACUCGCUUGGUUCUCCACAUAUUCCGUGUUCAUGCUCACACAAGUAUUGUACGAAGACAUCAGUUUGAGUACAAAAUUGAUCCUGAGCCUUAUAUCUAAUACUGCCAUGGGAUACGCCUUUCAGAUGAUCAUCAUGUGCGAAGGAACUUCAAAAGGUCUACAAUGGAAUGAAUUUUUCUCGCCGGUCUCAUACCAUGAUUUAUACCAACCAGGUCACGUAGCUCUAAUGUUGGUACUGGAUGCUAUACUAUAUAUGCUUAUAGCAAUGUAUGUAGAAAAAAUAAGACCUGGCUUGUAUGGUGUACCUCUUCCUUGGUAUUUCCCAUUUACUAAAAGUUAUUGGCGACCCAACAAAUAUAAGACAGCUGCCAUAACCAAGAAGGAUGGAACAGAUUUCGAAUACAACGAUGCCUUAUUAAAAGUCAUACACGAUGAAGAGCCGAAGGGUGUGCCAAUGGGAGUUAACAUUCAAAAUCUCACAAAAGUGUACAAAGGUCGUAAAAAAGCUGUGGAUAAUUUGAAUCUUAGGAUGUAUGAAAAUGAAAUCACCGUUUUAUUAGGACACAAUGGUGCUGGAAAGACCACAACUAUAUCUAUGCUAACAGGCAUGGUACCACCAACGUCGGGGUCGGCUACUAUAAAUGGCUACAAUAUCGUCAACGAGACAGAACUAGCACGUAAAUCUCUCGGUAUCUGUCCACAGCAUAACGUUUUGUUUCCUGAUCUCACCGUUUCUGAACACAUAAUAUUCUACUCUAGACUAAAAGGAGUGCCUAGACAGAAAAUUAAAGAAGAAGUCAACCAUUUCGUUAAACUUCUCGAGCUUGAAGAGAAGAGGAACGUAGUAUCAAACAAUUUGUCUGGUGGGCAAAAGAGGCGGCUGUCAGUGGGUGCAGCUAUGUGCGGUUCAUCGCGCGUUGUUCUUUUAGACGAGCCCACUUCAGGCCUCGAUCCAGCGGCUAGAAGAGCUUUAUGGGAUCUAUUACUGAAAGAGAAAAAAGGGCGGACUAUGAUCCUCACAACUCACUUUAUGGACGAAGCUGAUGUAUUGGGCGACCGUAUCGCUAUUAUGUCCGGUGGUAAACUACAAUGCGUCGGCACGCCUUACUUCCUAAAGAAACAUUACGGCAUAGGAUACAAAAUUACCAUAGUUAAAGGUGAUAAUUGUAACGUGGACACUAUCACGCAAUUCUUCAAAGCCUACGUGCCUGACGUUAAGGAAAACACUAACAUAGGUUCUGAAUUAACAUACAUAUUACCGAAUGAACAUGUAAGCAAAUUCCCAGACAUGCUCAAAGAUUUUGAAGACAGAAAAAAACUUUUACGUGUAUCGAGCUAUGGUUUAUCCGUUACCAGUCUAGAAGAAGUAUUUAUGAAGGCUGGCGCAGAAGACAAUGAGGUAACGUCGGCAAAAAAAAAUAACUUUGUCGGUUUACAAAACGACUGUGCUGUAGUUCCAUUAGAAAAGAAUGCUCACGUGAAUAAUAUUGUAGACGCUGAACCACUUCAAAAAGUCAGAGGAUUGAAAUUAUUAAAAAAUCACAUAAAGGCUAUGUUUUUAAAACUAGCUUACAACACAAUGAGAAGCAAAUUGACAGCGUUCAUACAAUUUGUUACACCCAUUAUAAAUAUAACAAUAUCAGUAGUCAUAGCGAGAUCAUGGAAAUUCAUGUCGCAAUUGCCGCCUUUAACUCUGAACUUAGAAAGUGGUUUUAGAGAUACGCAGACGUUAAUAUCUCAAAGUGCAAAUUUAAAUGAAAGUAGCAUAGAGGCGAAGGCAAUGAAAGAGUUAAAAAAAUACUUUAAGUCGUCAACAUAUCCCGGCAUGAAGUUUGUCGAUAGCCGUGAAAAUCUCGCACGUGUACGAUAUGAAAAUUUAAUAGGAGCGACAUUUGAACCCAAUCAAAUAACAGGCUGGUUUAGUAACUAUGGAUAUCACGAUGCUGCUAUUGCGCUCGCGCAUGUCAAUGAUGCCAUAAUGCGCGCUGUGUCGCCAGGAAGCACGCUUAAAAUCGUUAACCAUCCACUCCCUUAUUCCAUUGAAAAUUUAGAGCGUAUAAGCGGCGCAAAACUUCUUCAACGAGUGUCGGGUGUACGGCCGGCGGUAAUGUGGGGUACUGCGUUCAUUUGGGAUUGGAUAUGGCUACUCCUGGUGUACCUGUGUAUCGUGUUAACUCUAGCAUGCUUUCAGGAGAACACUCUAUCUACACCAGAGGAAUUAGGUAAUUAUUUCGCUAUCAAAUAAUUUAAAAAUACAAAUAAUUAUCAGAUAAUAUUUAAUUAUUUAUUUAUGUACAUGGAUGACCAACAGCAAAAAAUUACAAAAUAAAAAUCUUAGCUAAAAACAGACAGCCAACUUACAGGUUGUAACAGAUAGACAUAGUAUAAAAUAAAGAAAGACCGCUUACAAUCACGACAAUGAUAUAAUUUUUAGAACUUUUUUGCCUACAUAUAAAUCAUUCAGUCUACUGAGGUUAUAAUUACUCAUUAUUCACAAUUUAAAGUUUCAAUGCUUACAAUGUUUUAUAUGUUUAUGUUGUUUUUUAGGUAGAGUACUAUUAGUACUCAUGGUAUUUUCAUUGGCAAUUAUACCUCUCCACUACUUGGCUUCGUUCUAUUUUGAAGCGGCAGCCACGGGAUUUUCUAAAAUGUGUUUCCUUAAUAUUUUCUGUGGGUGUAUGCCGUUUUUAAUAACAGAAGUGUUGAGGUUACCUGAAGUGGGUAGUCCAUACUAUGCUCACUUAUUUGACUGGAUCUUUUCUCCGUUGCCCAUAUAUUGCAUCAGCAGGAGUUUUAGGUAAGAUUAUCUAAUGUGAUGUUUUACUACCGUUUUUCUUCGUCCUUAUUAACUCCUAAUGUCACAGAAUUUCUUAAACAGAAUAAAACCGUAACAGAAAAAGUGAUGAAGCAUCAUGCAGC